AUGGUGAGCCUGAAAGGACUCAUCGUUGCUAAAGCUCCCGCCACAGCAAAUACUCCCAGAGCUCAUGGAUUCAACCCGUUUGCGUUUGAAUGUCUUCGUGAUAUCGGCCUUGAGGACGCGACACUUGACCGGGCGACACGUGGUCCUGCGUACCAAUCCCUACGUUGGUGCCGCAGUAUGGUGGGUGAGGAAUAUGCUAGAGUGCUUGGAUUUGGCGGACAUCCCGCGAGUAUGGCCGCCACCGCAACCAUCUCCCCAUGCGAGUAUGUUGACCUGGCACAAUCCAAUCUUGAACCAAUCCUGCUUCAGUAUGCAUCGCAACACAACUUCCCAGUGCGCUUCUCAUCAGAGUUGAUCAACGUCGAACGCCGCACGGAUGGCACCGCCAACGAUCCGUCAACCAUCAUCUGCACUAUUCUCGACCACGUAAGCCAACAGACUUACAUUAUUCGCACCCGAUACUUGUUUGGUGCCGACGGAGCCCGCAGCUAUGUCGCCCGUGCGCUCGACUUUAAGUUCAUCCACAAGCCUACCGGAGGAAAUGCAUGUAAUGUCUUCUUCCGCGCAGACCUCGGACAUGUGCUACACGAGGGACGUCUUGCAGGACUUCAUUGGAUCUUACAGCCCGACCGCACCAUAUUCCCAGGCGUCGUCGCCCAUUUUCGCGUGGUCCGACCCUCAAAGGAAUGGGUCAUGGUUUGCUUUGGACCCGGAGGAAAGAAUCCCCUCGAAGGAAUGACAGCCGACAGCCCAGAGAUUGUUAAGCUCGUGCUUGCACUUAUCGGCGACGCCUCUGUGACGAUCGACAUCCUUGCCGUGGAUCCUUGGACCAUACGUGAAAGCGUUGCCGAGGAAUACCAUCACAGUGGAAGUAAUGUGUUUCUUUUGGGUGAUGCAGCACACCGACAUCCGCCUGCCUUUGGUCUCGGGCUAAACACCGCCAUCCAGGAUGCGUAUAACCUAGCCUGGAAAGUUUCAUAUGUCUCCAGACGGUUAGCAGGUCCCAGCCUACUAGAUUCAUACAGCGAGGAGCGUCAACCGGUUGGUGCUACUCUUGUCCGUGAGUCAAACAAUGGCAUACGAGCCCAUGCAAAGAUGUGGGAGGCUCUCGGCAUGUUUAAACCCAGUCGCGAAGAAGGCCUCAACCAGCUUUCUCGACUGACCGAGGCGACGUCCGAAGGGGCGGCUUGUCGAGCUAAAAUUCGCGAUGCGCUGAGUGAAAUCGAACCGGAAUUGCAGAGCUUGGGUGUCGCCUACAAUCAGUGGUACACAUCAAAUGCCAUCGAGCUCGCGGACGAGCCUAGCAAAAGCAGACCACUAUUAAAGGGGAACCCCAUCACCACGCCCCAAAUCAGCACGUUCCCAGGUAGUCGACUGCCCCACGCUCGACUGGACCUCCCGACACGGCGGAAAGUCAUCUCAACACAUGAUCUAGCAGGGAAGGCUGCGUUCUGCCUUUUGAUCGGCAUUGGUGGUGAAGCGUGGGUGAGGGCUGCUAGAAACAUUUCGAAGUCAACAGGGAUCCCCAUCAAUGUGUAUGGAAUUGGCUUUGGGCUUGACUAUGCUGACAUCUACGGUGAGUGGUAUAGUAAGCGCGGUGUUGAUGAGACAGGCUGUGUGCUGGUACGGCCCGACAGGUAUAUAGCAUGGAGGUCGCACGCACUCGUGUCAGACUGUCGAGCUCAGCUUAUGAAGGUCCUUGAGUGGGUUUUGUUCCGACACGAGCUGUAA
Molecule: messenger RNA, 1731 nt
Organism: Aspergillus calidoustus
Lineage: Eukaryota; Fungi; Ascomycota; Eurotiomycetes; Eurotiales; Aspergillaceae
Source: the annotation of a GenBank genome assembly